Belonocnema kinseyi is the source of this 1863-nucleotide messenger RNA. RefSeq lists its product as uncharacterized. The record is from RefSeq and is a predicted model, not a curated record. Bases 127 to 1863 code for a protein of 578 amino acids. Gene Ontology annotation, biological process: proteasome-mediated ubiquitin-dependent protein catabolic process. Gene Ontology annotation, cellular component: SCF ubiquitin ligase complex. NCBI's taxonomy places the organism in Eukaryota, Metazoa, Arthropoda, Insecta, Hymenoptera, Cynipidae. Gene Ontology annotation, molecular function: protein binding. The transcript has 9 exons.
GUAUCAAAAUAUCAACAUCAGGAUCAUUUUUCCAGGCGAGGUGGAGGAGACAGUUCCCAGGAAAAAGUGCAAUUCGAAACUGGACCGCCGACAAAGAGUUGAGCUUACAGUUCGAAUGUUUACCAAAUGGCGACCCUAUUCCUGACAUUCCUCGUGGCGGAUCUUCGGAUUCUCCAGAAAGGUCUUCUCCUGCCAGACAUAAUUAUCCGGGUUCUUCUGUCAGGUCUUCUACGUCUGUCGAGCCUUCUCAUCCUGCCAGGUCCAGGUCUCCUCAUGUCGACAACCGUUCUAAUCUCCACCUAUAUAAACUUAACAGUAAGGAUUAACCGACAAGCCUUCAACAAAUAUGGCUCAUGUACAACGGAACUUCACCACAAUUCCCGGGAAGGUAAGCCAGGCACGCGAACGAGAUUCGAGGAUUACUUUCUCGAAAUUGAGAGACCGGACCUACGGUACAUCAAUAGUCUACGUUGCGUGAGCGGUGACGCGAACCGUGGCAGCGGUACAACCGGUGGUGCAACCGGAUUGUUACGUGGAAUUCGUAGCCGCGGAGGCGGCGGCGGGGGAGGAGGGGGCGGGGUCAGCCCCGGAGGGGGAAGCCCCAGAGGGGGUAGCCCGCGACUGGGGAGCGGGGGAGUCGUUGUAACUGAGGGCGUACCAGUGCAAACAAGCAACGGUCAUCAUCACCUGAACGGACACGGUCACGGACACCACCAUCAUCAUCAUCACCACCCCACCACCGGUACUCGACACACUAGGCACAAUAAAUUAACUGUCAGCAAACAGUGCAACGAACACCGUCAACACCUCCACAAUCACCGGCAUCAUCCCCACCGAUUCCAUCAUCGGGGCAUGAACAUGGGCCAAAAAGUAUCAGGUGGCGUGAAGAGCGUGACGCGCGACAGCGGUGCAGCCGCACAAGGAGGUAUUGGCGUCGGUGGAGGCGCCGCAGUAGGAUAUAAACAAGUCAUCCCGAGGGAACUGGCACAAGACUUUUCCAGACCUGCCCGUCUGGAUGUCCUUUUGGACAUGCCGCCAGCUUCUCGGGAAACCCAAGUACACCACAGUUGGAAUGCUGAAGACCGAAGUUUAAAUAUUUUCGUUAAGGAAGAUGAUAAAUUAACCUUCCAUCGUCACCCCGUAGCACAAAGUACAGACUGUAUACGGGGGAAGGUGGGAUACACAAAGGGCAUGCAUGUGUGGGAGUUGCACUGGAGUACGAGACAACGUGGAACCCACGCAGUUGUCGGCGUCGCGACGGGCGACGCGCCUCUUCACAGCGUCGGUUAUCAAAGCCUCGUUGGCAACAACGAACUCAGUUGGGGUUGGGACCUUGGUAGAAAUAAACUCUAUCACGAUUCCAAGAAUAGUAAUGGUACCACUUAUCCCGCACUCCUCAAACCUGAUGAGUCUUUCAUUGUUCCCGACAAAUUCUUAGUGGUUCUGGAUAUGGACGAGGGAACGCUAGCAUUCGUAGUCGAUGGCCAGUACCUUGGAGUAGCAUUUAGGGGACUUAAAGGAAGAAAAUUGCACCCUAUCGUCUCCGCUGUGUGGGGACACUGUGAAAUUACUAUGAAAUACAUCGGAGGCCUUGACCAGUUGCGAGUUCAAACAGCCAUUCUAAAGUUGGGAGUCCGAACAACUAUUCAAGAGUUGGGAAUGCAUAAAAACACUUUGAAGUUGCGAGUCUACAUGUCUAUAUUUGGGAGUCCAAACAAUCAUUUCAGACUUGAGAGUCCAAACAAUCAUUUCAGACUUGAGAGUCCAAACAACCAUUUAAGAGUUGCGAGUCAAAGAAACUACUCUAUAUUUGGGAUUUUAAACGGCCAUUCUAAAUUUUGGGAGUUCCAAGAACCACUCUAG